This is a messenger RNA of Rotaria sp. Silwood2, 140 nucleotides long. The record is from the annotation of a GenBank genome assembly. NCBI's taxonomy places the organism in Eukaryota, Metazoa, Rotifera, Eurotatoria, Philodinida, Philodinidae.
AUGUCUUCGACUAACGGAUUAACGAGUUCAAUAACAAUUUAUGGUGGUCUUCCCAUAUUUAUAUGUGGUACUUUGGGAAAUUUACUUAAUAUUCGUCUUCUUUGGCGAACUCGUCGUAAUCCAUGUGCAUUUAUAUUUUU